This is a messenger RNA of Saccharomycodes ludwigii, 1443 nucleotides long. RefSeq names its product U4/U6-U5 snRNP complex subunit PRP31 (gene PRP31). Gene Ontology annotation, biological process: spliceosomal tri-snRNP complex assembly; mRNA splicing, via spliceosome. Bases 1 to 1443 code for a protein of 480 amino acids. NCBI's taxonomy places the organism in Eukaryota, Fungi, Ascomycota, Saccharomycetes, Saccharomycodales, Saccharomycodaceae. The record is from RefSeq and is a predicted model, not a curated record. The transcript has a single exon. Gene Ontology annotation, cellular component: U4/U6 x U5 tri-snRNP complex; U4 snRNP; precatalytic spliceosome.
AUGUCUUUAUUAGAUGAACUAAAUAACGAUUUUGAUAGCAACAACGAAAAUGAAUCUGAAAAGGAAACCCAAGAAAAUAUAGAAAUUGAAGAUCACUUGAAGGUUGAUAAUCAUGACACAUUAAGUCCAAUGACCUUUGAAGAAAAAUCUUUAUUUGGUUUUUUAAAAGAUUACGAAAAUACUACUUUGAAUAAUAAUUCAAACUUCAUUUUCAAGUAUGAAAAAGAUAUAUUAAAUAUCAUUGAUAAACCUUUACACGAGGAAGCAGAUUUGUAUUUAUUAACCGAAUCAUUGACUGUGUUUAAAGAUCAGAUUUUUACACUUUAUAAAGACUUACUUGCCUCUUAUAAUUAUAGUCAAGAAUUAUCAUCUAUAUUAGAUAAUGAUCCAGAAAAAUUUUGUCAAACUUUAGAACUACUUAUUAAUAAUAAAAGUAAAGAAGUUCCUGAUGGCAGCUGUUUAUUAAAUACUUCAACUUUAACCAAAGAACAGGUUUUAUUAGUUACUCUUCAACUACAGAAUAUGCCUCCAAUAACAAAUAAUUCAUUAAAGACACAAUUAGGUGCACUAAUUAAUAAGAUUUUGAAAUUAUGUGAACUACAAAAAAAAAUCACAAACUUUAUAAAGAUCCAUUCUAUGAAAGUAACACCAAAUCUAUGCAAUUUAGUGGGGCCAACUAUAGCAUCGCAGUUAAUCUCGCAUGGCUCAAAUUUAAAACAGUUAAGUUUAAUGCCUAGUUCUAAUUUAAUAACGUUAGGUCAGGAUGGAAAACAAAAGAAAAGCAUACUAUAUUAUUCAAGUUUUGUCCAGGAACAAAACGAUGACAUGUGGAGGAAAAAAGCUCUAAGAAUUCUAGGUGGAAAAUGUUCCUUGGCACUCAGAGUAGACUAUUUAAAAUCAAAUACGGAUGGCAAACUGGGUUUGCAGUGGAAGAAAGAAUUAGAAAAUAAAAUAGAAAAGUUAUCUACACCGUCUAAUGUAACUAAAAUCAAACCAUUACCAGUUCCGCAUGAUAAUUCCAAAAAAAAAAGAAGGGGGGGAAGAAAAUUGAAAAAAAUAAAAGAAAGAUACAGAUUGUCUUAUGUCCAACAGUUAGCCAAUAAAAUGGCAUUUGGUAAAGAAGAAAAAAGUGUAUUGAAUAGUUUUGGUGAAGAAGUCGGAUUAGGGUUGUCAACUAGUAGAACAGCUCUUGUAAAUAAUUCCAAUAAUGUUGGAGACUUUGGGUUAUCAAAGAAAAUGAAGAAAAGAUUGCGGGAAGAAAGUGACAAAGUUAAAAAAUAUAUGUUGGAUAAAGGUGAUAGUUUUGUCUUAGAGAAUCCUGAUACUGAAUCGAAAGACAACAGAGCUGUUAAUGGAAACAUUGUCAGUAGUAAAAAGAAGGACGGUACUGCGGUACAAGAUACCAAAGAUGGUUUUGAUUCUUGGUAUAAUAAAUUUACAUAG